Messenger RNA from Lolium perenne, 615 nucleotides. The record is from RefSeq and is a predicted model, not a curated record. NCBI's taxonomy places the organism in Eukaryota, Viridiplantae, Streptophyta, Magnoliopsida, Poales, Poaceae.
GUUACGGGUAUGUUCUUCCUCGGGUCUCUACAUUUCCUUUACAUGCUUUCCAUUGAAAUGUUAAUGACAUCGCGGCAACACAACGUAGGAGGAGAUGGCAGCGAAGGAGCAGGCGGCCCAGGAGCACGCACGGAACAUGGAGCGGCAGAUUCUGGAGUACCAGCAGCAGCAGACACAGAUGAUGCAGCAGAUGCAACAGCAGCAGCAGAUGAUGCAGCAGCAGCAGGCACAGAUGAGCUGGCUGAUGAGCCAGACGGCUCUGUCUUCUCCACCGGGGAGUCUUCCUCCUCCACCUUACUCCAUGUGGAUGCCGCCACCGCCCACUCAGACCCCGGGGACACCUAUCACCGUCAACAACAUGAACAUCAUCCGGAGCAUGAACCUCGAUUUUAUGUCACAAGGCAAUGACAAUGAGGCCGGCGGAAGCGGAGGAGGACAAUAAGGUUGAUGGCAUGGUCUUGAUGGAUUUGUGGACUUUCCCGUUAUGGAUUGCACUUGUACUUGAUGUAUUUGUGGACAUUGCACUUGUACUUGUUGUAUUUGUGGACAUUGCACUUGUUAUGCAUAAACUAUGUGUGCUCGAUGUAUUUGUGGUGUUGUUCAUGUGUUUGGUGA